This is a messenger RNA of Asparagus officinalis (garden asparagus), 644 nucleotides long. RefSeq lists its product as uncharacterized. Lineage: Eukaryota; Viridiplantae; Streptophyta; Magnoliopsida; Asparagales; Asparagaceae. The transcript has 2 exons. The record is from RefSeq and is a predicted model, not a curated record. The coding region runs from base 16 to 543 and encodes 175 amino acids.
CAAUAUAUAAAAAAGAUGGAUAGAAAUGAAGUUGUGCGUAGGAUGAACAAUGCAGCUGCUGUUGCUACUGUACUAGUUAUGCUAAUGGUAUUCAUACGCCGAUAUCAACAUCGUCCACUUAAAAGACGUAACAUCCCUCGUCAUCCUUCGUAUGUAAGAGACUUAGACAGACAUUCUCAUAUGCGUCGGAUAUUAAAUGGUAGUACAUCGAGUUGUCAAGACUAUCUCAGGAUGCGUAUUGGACCUUUUAUGAACUUAGCUCAAAUGAUGAGAGAUGGGGGCUUAUUGAAGGACACAAUCCAUGUUCCUAUAGAAGAACAGUUGGCUACAUUUCUUUACAUAAUGGGACACAAGUCCAAAAAUAGGACUUGCAGAAUUGACUUCAUACGUUCCAGGGAGACUAUUAGCAGGUAUUUCAAUAAAGUUCUAGGAGCUAUUUUUUCUCUUCGGGAUAGGUUCAUGAAACAAGCCCCAAAUGAAACUCCGGCAGAAAUUAUGGAAUCUAGUCAAUGGUUCCAUUUUUCAAGGAUUGUAUUGGUCUAAUAGAUGGAACACACAUAGAUGCAACAGUGCCAACUAAAGAUGCUCCUAAAUUUAGAGGACGCAAAGGGAUUACACAAAAUGUUUUGGCUGCAGUAACACCA